Caenorhabditis elegans is the source of this 2735-nucleotide messenger RNA. RefSeq names its product Tyrosine-protein phosphatase cdc-14 (gene cdc-14). The record is from RefSeq and is marked reviewed. The transcript has 6 exons. NCBI's taxonomy places the organism in Eukaryota, Metazoa, Nematoda, Chromadorea, Rhabditida, Rhabditidae. Gene Ontology annotation, molecular function: protein tyrosine phosphatase activity. Gene Ontology annotation, cellular component: cytoplasm; centrosome; midbody. Bases 54 to 2141 code for a protein of 695 amino acids.
GGCGCUACGGAAUGUGCUAGUAGAGGCAGAACCAUAUAAUAGUAAUAAAAAAAAUGAGAGAAGACCACUCCCCACGUCGUAACAAUACAAUUGAAAAUACUUUGACAGAAUUGCUACCCAAUCGACUUUAUUUCGGUUGCUUUCCCAAUCCUGAUGCUAUCGACAAAUCAGAUAAAUCAGUAAAGAAAACUUGCUUCAUCAAUAUCAACAACAAGUUUCAUUACGAACCUUUUUACGAGGAUUUUGGUCCAUGGAAUCUUUCAGUUCUCUAUCGAUUAUGUGUCCAAGUAGGCAAACUGCUAGAGGUCGAAGAAAAGCGAAGCCGACGAGUGGUGCUUUUUUGUCAGGAUGAUGGGACAGGGCAAUAUGACAAAAUACGAGUAAAUACUGCCUAUGUACUCGGAGCAUAUCUGAUAAUCUAUCAAGGAUUCUCUGCCGACGAUGCAUAUUUGAAAGUGUCUUCCGGAGAAACUGUAAAAUUUGUUGGAUUCCGUGAUGCCUCUAUGGGAUCACCUCAAUAUCUUCUCCAUUUGCAUGAUGUUUUGCGAGGAAUCGAAAAAGCAUUGAAAUUUGGAUGGCUCGACUUCUCAGACUUUGACUAUGAGGAAUAUGAGUUUUAUGAGCGCGUUGAGAAUGGAGAUUUCAAUUGGAUUAUCCCAGGAAAAAUUCUAAGUUUCUGCGGGCCUCAUAAUGAAAGCCGCGAGGAGAACGGGUAUCCGUAUCAUGCUCCAGAUGUUUAUUUCGACUACUUCCGUGAGAACAAAGUUUCAACAAUUGUUCGGUUGAAUGCAAAAAACUAUGAUGCUUCGAAGUUCACAAAAGCCGGAUUUGAUCAUGUUGACUUAUUCUUCAUAGAUGGAAGUACACCUUCUGAUGAAAUCAUGCUGAAAUUUAUAAAAGUUGUUGAUAAUACAAAAGGAGGAGUCGCUGUUCACUGCAAAGCAGGUCUCGGGAGAACUGGGACUUUGAUCGCUUGUUGGAUGAUGAAAGAGUAUGGAUUGACUGCUGGAGAGUGUAUGGGUUGGCUACGUGUAUGUCGACCUGGCUCAGUUAUCGGACCACAACAACCUUAUCUCAUUGAGAAACAAAAGUUCUGUUGGUCACUGUCCCAAUCAAAUGGUGUUCAUCUUACUCAAAACAAAGAAGAAAAAAGAAAUGUACGACGUCUUGUUAAUCAAGUGGAUGAUAUAAAUUUAGGAGAAGAAAGGAUAUCUCCGAAAAGUCGAGAAAACACUCGUCCAAAUAUCCUUCGAAGGCGUGUGCAAGUUCAAAAUGGAAGGUCAACUGCUCCAGUAACAAUAGCCCCUGCUGGAACAUCCGAAUCUAGAAGAUCCACUAAACCAUCUCGUGUCGUCGAUGAGACUGCUCUAGACGAUCAAGGAAGAUCACAAGGCGACCGACUUCUACAAUUGAAAGCCAAGCAUCAACACGAAUCAGAGACAACAAGUCCCAACAGUUCCUCGAGUCGGAGAUUUGUCAAAAGUUCAACACCACAAAUGACUGUUCCGAGCCAAGCAUAUUUGAAUCGAAAUCGUGAACCAAUUAUUGUCACACCGUCAAAAAAUGGAACAUCAUCUGGAACGAGUAGCCGUCAGUUAAAAACAACACCAAAUGGAAAUGUUGCUUAUCGAACUAGAAAUUCAUCAGGAAAUACCACGUCAACUCUUACUAGAACUCCAGCAUCUGCUGUAUUCCCGUCAAUGGCAUCUCGAAGAAGUGAGACCACACGAUACUUGUCACCGACUACACCAAUAAAACCAAUGUCCCCUUCAUAUACCGAUGGAACCAGCCCCCGCUAUAAGGCGAGACUCCGAUCUGAAAAUCCAAUUGGAAGUACCACAUCUACUCCAUUCAGCCUUCAACCACAGAUAACCAAAUGCUCUUUGACUGCUGAAAGCAAGCCACCAAAGCGGAUACUCUCAAUGCCAGGGACUUCUAAAUCUACGUCCUCUCUCAAAAAAAUUCAAGUCUCCCGACCAAGACCGUAUCCAUCAACAGGGGUUCGUGUAGAGCUAUGUGCCAAUGGGAAAAGCUAUGAUAUUAGACCAAGGAAAGAAGCUCACGUUAUUCCUGGAGCUGGUCUCGCAGCGAAUACAGAAGCUCUUUUAGGGGUAUGUAAACUUGUGAACACUUUGAGUUAGAACUUCAUCAAGAAAUAUUAAGGCUCAAUUUUUUACAGAAAAGAAGAAAAACUGCCUCGUAAUUCGUAAGAACGACAUCGAAAUCAGAUAAACUCUCAACUUCUCAUAAUUUUUCAAAUUUCAUAAUAUUCACUAGUUCUCAAACUUUUAUCCUAUUUCUAAAAUACAGCUCCCAGCAAGCGAUUGACAUUUUACCUUGUCUAGUCCUUUCUCCGAUAAUAAUGCCAUAAUAUUACAUCUGCCUUUACAAACCUUAGCUUUCAAACUUGUCGAUCGAACGACUUUUGUAUUCAUGAAUUAAUCAUUGUAUGUAUAUUCAAAAAACUGUAUCAUAGUGCAUGCCAACUGACGCAGGCGUCGAAAAAUUUUAUGUAUUAUUGAUGGUUUCAUUGCUUUAUUCACUUUAUUCAUUGGAAAAUUGUAAAAUUAUUGCUUGAUUAUAAAUCCUAAUAAAUCUCGAAAAAAGUGUGCGGCGAUAUUGCAGUGGGCGGAGUUUCAGAAUAUUCAGUUUUAAAUUUUGAUAUAAUUUUUCUCUUUUGAUUUCCGAAAAUUGAGCGUUUUCUUUUAAAUUCUAUUUUUCAGAUGCUAGAAAAU